AUAAAAAAAUUACAAAGGAAAAUGGCAAAUUUCAGAGCAUUAUCCAAAUGCAUUCCCAAUGAAAAAACAUUCUUCAAAAGUGCAUGGAUUUUUAGGUGGUUCGUCUCUGCCACAAGGCCAUCUCACAAUGCUGCGAAGAUUGAUAAAGAGACAUGUGGAAAAGUGAUUGAAGCUGCAGAAUCAGUGAAAGAUGGUACACAAGAAGUGGUUCAAGAAGUGAAACGUGUUGGUAAAGUUGUGACUGAUAAAAUCGCUAAGACUGCUGGAACUGUGAUUGCCAAUGCAGCUAACAAGGGACUUGAGAAAGCUGCAGAGACAGCUGAUACUAAAAAGGGGAAAGAUGUUUGGGACACUGCUAAAGUUGCCACUGAAGUUUUCAAGGACAAACUGGACGAUAAAAAAGAGUAGUGUAGUGUAGGGUGAAAUUUUUUAACUAAUCUUUCGAGCGAGUUUUUGUUUUUACUUUCGAUUUAAUUAUUGAAUCAUUGACCUUGAUCGAGUAACAAUGAACUCAA
Olea europaea var. sylvestris is the source of this 515-nucleotide messenger RNA. RefSeq lists its product as uncharacterized. The transcript has 3 exons. The record is from RefSeq and is a predicted model, not a curated record. Lineage: Eukaryota; Viridiplantae; Streptophyta; Magnoliopsida; Lamiales; Oleaceae. The coding region runs from base 22 to 408 and encodes 128 amino acids.